CGAGGGGUAGCUCCACCGGGAGCGUUGUGGGUGGGGCCCGCAGAGCCCGCCUCCCCACCUCCCCCGGCGGCGCCCCAGGCUGCAGUGUUCGGGGCGCUGGGUUAUAAAAUGCCGGGUUAAGCAGCGACUCAGACUUAGGAUCCCGCUCACGACAUGGCCUCGGGUGCUCGGUUCCCGCCGCAGCCGUCGAGCUCAGAGGUCAGGGCAGUCCAGAGCCCAGACGGGCGUCCAGGCGCCGGUCUGGAGGAAGCAGCCCUGGGCGUUCCUCUCCCGCCGUCUCCGGGGGAGGCCCCUCUGCCUCCGAGCACCCGGAGCAGGUGCCCUGGGACCAGCCAGCCCGGAGCGGCUUCCCUCCACGCGGCGUCCGCGACAGUCCCCCUGCGGCCCCAGCGCAAUACGGCGACGGCCGGGAGAACCGCAGACCCGGUCCCCGCCGCCGCCCCAGAGCAAGCUCCGCGGCCUGCUCCACAGUCCCUCAAGCCGCGCAACCUGGAAGGCGUCCUUGACGAGCGCCGGCUGCUCUGCCACUUGCAGCUGGCCCAAGACCGCGAGGCGCGCCUGUGGCGGGGCGGCAAACCCCAGCGGGAUGAAAUCUGCAAUGCCUUCGAGUCAGUCGUGCUGUGGCUCCUGCGGCUUCAGAACAUCUUUUACUUCUCCCAGUCCACUUUUAACCUGGCCCUCACCAUCUUCAGCCGCCUCCUGAUUUCAGUGAAGGUAAAAGAGAAAUACCUACAUUGCGCCACAAUUACUUCCUUGAGGCUUGCUGCAAAAGUUAAUGAAGAACAGGAGUUUAUUCCACAAGUAAAAGACUUUAUAAAGCACUAUGGCUCUGACUAUUCCCCGAAUGAGCUGCUAAGGAUGGAGCUGGCUAUUCUGGACAGACUGCACUGGGACCUUUAUAUUGGGACGCCGCUGGACUUCUUGACUAUAGUGAGUAAGGAGGCGUUUACAGAGUCUACCCUAAACUCGUUUGUGCCUUUGGAACAGCUGUUUACAACAUAGGACGGCAAAGCACAGGCAUGUACACGCCCUUGCACAUGCACCACAGUGAGGUGACCCACAAGGCUCAUGACAUACGGGAGAGUGAAAAGGUAUCUUAAAUCCAACACAGUUCCACCAGACUCCCACUUCUAAAGGACAUUAAAUUAACUUUACAAAGAUUUUUAGACGGCACUAUUAUGGUUUCUCUUUUAAAUACACACUGCAAAAAUAUUUAACUUUCCAUUCUAUGAAUACUGUACAUAAAUAUCUGUCUGCUUUUGCUACACUUUACACACAUUCACUUAGCUGUCUUUAGUCACCUACACACAAUCCUUAUUGAGGCUUUAGACCAUAUUGAUCUGGCACUUAAAAAAAUAUCAUACAUUAGUUUGUAUUUGUUUUAGUUGGGGGAAUGAUGGUCAUCCUUAAGGAUAUGAUUCUGUUAGUAAGGCAAAAUUAUGCAAUGUGGAAAUCUCAUGGGGUUUUGGUUUGUUAUGAAGCAUGAAGAUUAAAUUACUAAGGGCUGUUUCAUUAUGAAAACUGGCCACUGUUGCCAAGUUGCAGAGUUUCUUAUGAUAAGCAGAUACAAGUAACUUUUCUGC
Molecule: messenger RNA, 1583 nt
Organism: Rhinopithecus roxellana (golden snub-nosed monkey)
Lineage: Eukaryota; Metazoa; Chordata; Mammalia; Primates; Cercopithecidae
Gene: CCNI2
Product: cyclin I family member 2
Exons: 4
Coding region: 154-1002 (282 amino acids)
Biological process (GO): regulation of cyclin-dependent protein serine/threonine kinase activity; mitotic cell cycle phase transition
Cellular component (GO): cytoplasm; cyclin-dependent protein kinase holoenzyme complex; nucleus
Molecular function (GO): cyclin-dependent protein serine/threonine kinase regulator activity
Source: RefSeq, a predicted model, not a curated record